Molecule: messenger RNA, 581 nt
Organism: Raphanus sativus (radish)
Lineage: Eukaryota; Viridiplantae; Streptophyta; Magnoliopsida; Brassicales; Brassicaceae
Product: membrane magnesium transporter
Exons: 4
Coding region: 103-417 (104 amino acids)
Cellular component (GO): Golgi apparatus; plasma membrane; EMC complex
Source: RefSeq, a predicted model, not a curated record
GGAUCGUCUUCAAUCCUCCUUUCGAAGUCCAGGCGGAGAAUACUCGACGAGACAAAACCCAGCAGAUCGGGAAGGGAAAGAGAACAACUUUACAGGCAAGACAUGAAUCUAGGUUUCGUAAUUGGAGUUCUCGGCGUCCUUAUUCUUUCCCACGCCGCCUAUUCAACAAUCCAAUAUAGAGGAUUGUUGAAGAUCACGGAGGAAGAGUUCACCGGACCUCCGUUGAAUGUUGUUGUGGAGUUGAUCGUGGGACUAGCUCUCUGUAUGUGGGCUGCUUUGACUUUCCCUGGCAAGUUUCUCUCCAUUCACCCCGACUCCGAUGAAAACAGGGCGGUGUCUUUACCAGAUAACUCGGAUUUCAUGAUUUUCAAUCACCGUGGCCGCCUCUUCCCACCUGAGAUCACCAUGAAGUUUUGAUUUUUCUUCUUUUUUUUUCCGUUAUCAUACUGCUUAGUCAAACACUCUUCUGUCCAAUGUAAUGAGAUAUUGUUUCCAUUGAUAUUCUACCCUGUUUUCCCAUAAAUUUGUGAUUUUUGAAACUGACAUUGUUUAGGAAAAUGAAAAGUCAACAUAACGACAAA